AUGGUGUCCGCCUUCCAAGUCUCCGAGAUCCUGGGCCGCUCUGGCUACCACGCGUCGACGGUGUCGCAGCGCUGUGAGCGGCUGGUGUCCGAUCGGGGUGACCCAGCGACGGGCACGGUUCUUCUCGGGCACUUGCUGCAUGAGGUGCGCGAAGGAAGCAAGACCAAGCAGCCCGGGGCCGGCACAUCACGGAUGCGUGCAGUGCUUUUCAAGGCAGUUGCCGACUGGCUGUCCGUGGCCCCAUGCUCACUUCACCGCGAGGAAGCUGCAGCUCGUGGCACUGCGGGGGUGACGUGGAACUCUGUCCAGGUUGAUGGGGACAGCUAUUUGGUGGACAUCAUGUUCGAGCCCGGCGCGCUCUACGAAGAUGGUUCGGGCAAGGCUUGCGAGUACUUGCGGCGGCUGCGGCAAGAGUGUGAGGAAGCUGCGGCACCUUCCAAGUCCAAAGCUAGAAAGGCAGAGAGUGCGGCACCCUCGCUCCAGCAGAACCUGGGUGGCCGCAUGCUGCGGCCUUCCUGGCAUGUGGAGCCUUGGGAAGUGGAGUUUGACCGAAGGGACCGAGCUGGCCGUGGUGGUUUUGGCGAGGUUUUCCAAGGCACCUGGGCAGGCCAACAGGUGGCCGUGAAAGAGGUCCGCGAUGCAAGCCCCACCGAUGCCGACGUUUGUGACUUCGUGCUGGAGAUUUCUCUGCUCUCCCGGCUAUCGCACCCAAACAUCGUGCGCUUCUGGAGAGGCUGCGUUGACCUACGAGGUGGCCAUCGGACGCUCCUGCUGGUCACAGAGUGGAUGGAUCGGGGUGUCCUCUCGCAGCUGCUCCAUGAGUCGCAGGAGCCCACGUUGACGUCGGGACAGUCCCAUGUGCUGGCUCUAGGCAUCGCUCGGGGCGUUGCAUAUCUGCAUCAUGUGAAGAUCCUCCACCUCGACCUGAAGUCGCCCAAUGUUUUGCUCAAUAGUAGCUGGCAGCCCAAGCUUUGCGACUUCGGGCUGGCGAAAAUCCGUGAACAGACAGCUCUGCAAACAACGCUUCGGGGCGUGUCACCGAUCUGGGCUCCCCCUGAGAUCUUUGAUGACAAAGGGGGAGGCGUUACGGAGAAGGUUGACGUCUACUCCUUUGGGGUCAUUCUCUUCGAACUGUCGACGCGGAAGCUGCCCUACGCAGAUGUUACGCAGAUGCAGCUGCCCCGCGUCAAAGCCAAAGGCCAGCUUCCGCGUUUCCCAUCGGAAAUGGACACCGAGGUCGUGGAGCUCGUGCGCGUUUGCAUGGGAGUCAAACCUGGCAGCCGGCCGGCCAUGACGACGAUGAUCACCAAGAUCCGAGAGCUCUGCCACGCCAAGAGCAUUGACUUGGAGCAGGAGCAGGCGCUGUGCGACCUGCCGCACACCCCGAGUAACAUGAUGGUAGUACCUCCUCAAAUAGGAAGAUGCCAAAGGCAUCUCUGGCAUUCUUCCAUGUGUGUCGAUGGCUUGGUCGUACACGGUGCGUGGUGCCGUGUAGUGAGUGAUAAUUGA
Messenger RNA from Symbiodinium necroappetens, 1509 nucleotides. The record is from the annotation of a GenBank genome assembly. NCBI's taxonomy places the organism in Eukaryota, Dinophyceae, Suessiales, Symbiodiniaceae.